Molecule: messenger RNA, 1260 nt
Organism: Ambispora gerdemannii
Lineage: Eukaryota; Fungi; Glomeromycota; Glomeromycetes; Archaeosporales; Ambisporaceae
Source: the annotation of a GenBank genome assembly
AUGCCCGUUCAAGAUAAAUGUGCUAUCUUUUUUGAGAGACCCGUCACUCGAAGUCAGACCAAAAGCCUCAAUAAUUCAAAUUCUGGUACAAAGUUGUCCUCCACUAAUUCUUCUCGUUACGGUGGUGUUAAUAGUGUCACCGCGGCAACAAAUCAAAAAAAUAACCCAAGCUACAACUGUUAUUCCACAACCUCGUCGACAACUACUACUAAUUCAGCCAACGCUAGCAAUGUAAUGAAUCAUUCAGCCACAAACACUAGCAGCAAUCUAAUAUAUCAAUGCAAUACUACUACGACUACCGCUACUAACAAAUCCAAAGACGAUUCUUCGUCUCGAAUCUUAGCUUCGUCUUCCAACUCUUACCGGAUAUCGGAUUGGGCUCCGGAUACUCCAGAAUACACACCGGAUCAUUUAUCUCAAUAUGGCUUUGAUGAUGUUUUUGAUCAAGCGUUUGCGACUGCACUCGUCGUAGAUCUGAAUUCUUUACCAUACACGCCGCCCUCGCCUCCGGAUGAUUCAUCCUCUCCGAUCUUUAUUGACCAAGAUGACGAAAUCGAAGACUUGGUGGUGUUGGAUGGCGAAUGUGUAACUGAUCCAUUUUCGUUAGCGGAAAAGAAGCUGCCAAUCACUCGUGAAAUCCUAUUCGAAAUCAAGACCCAUCUCGAUCUCGAGGAUACUGAAGAUGCAAUGUUUUGGUGUUUAUGCACGUUGGCAUUUCAUUCACUCGCUCGAAUCAACGAAUUAGUGACAAACACGAAAUCAAAGGAACCGUUACAAAUCGAAGUUGAACAGGUCAAAGCGCCAAAAGUCUAUGUUGUACCAUACGCGUGUAUUCGAAUACCUUACCAAAAGAACGAAUACGCCAAGAUCCGACAUCUCGUUGUAUGUCCUUCGAAUGAUGACAUUUGCCCGUUAACUGCUUUAUCAAAUUACUGUCGAAUUCGGACACAAGAAGGGUACGCGUCAGAUCGAGAUCCAUUCUUUUGCUUCAAAGGUGGUGAAGUCGCUUCAAGAAAAUGGUUCCUGCAUAAACUCGAUCCAUUAUUACCAAAUGGCGAUGCGUCGAGGUACAGUUUUCGUGCUGGUGGUGUCUUGGAUUUGGUUGCUCAAGGACGAACAAAACCCGACAUUCGAUGUUUAGGUCGAUGGAAUUAUAACUCGUUCGAGCACUACCUGAAUGAUCACCCCUCGGUUCUAUUGGCUUUCAUCUCGGCUUCUAUUACAACUGCAUAUGAAUAUGGCGACUCUAUGAUGAUUUAA